This is a messenger RNA of Neltuma alba, 2935 nucleotides long. RefSeq lists its product as uncharacterized. The transcript has 2 exons. Lineage: Eukaryota; Viridiplantae; Streptophyta; Magnoliopsida; Fabales; Fabaceae. The record is from RefSeq and is a predicted model, not a curated record. The coding region runs from base 486 to 2357 and encodes 623 amino acids.
AUAAUAAAAGAGUGAUGAGUGUUAUUGAUUUAUUGCAUGAAAAAUGUGGAACUCGUUUGUUUAUGAAAAUUUUGAUGAAUGAUGGCCUGACAAGAAUUUUUUCUUCUUGGCCAAAAACAACUUGCGGAUAAAAUAUCUGGCAAAAUUUUGCCUUCAUUUCAAUAGUUAAGUUUCGUUAAAACUGAUUUAUCUUACUGUGAGUUCAUUGUCUCCAUCCUCCGGGGAACUCUAUCCAUCCUCUUCCCCUGCGCCUUCAUGAAAAGCCCUUGGUUUCUUUCCUUCCUCGCUUAAAACCUAGCUCCUUCUUCCCUCGUUUUAAACCAGUUUCGUACUUUUUGCGAGAAUAGCCCAUCGACGUUCGUUUCUUUCCUCCCUUGUUUCAUCAACGGCUUGCUUUCUGAACUCGUCUUCCGAUCCCGCCAUCUAUGCCGUCGCCUAGCGAGGUUGUUUAGCUUGAGAGCUGAUGCUGGGGAUUGCUUUUUAAGAUGGAUCUCAGCCAUAUCAGAUGUGAGCUUUUACCUAGAUCCCUUAUCCCAUCCUUGGCUAGCCUCCAACAUUCCUUUCUGAGGCCAUUCUCAAACCCUUUCUGCAAGGCCCCAAGCCUAAAAUUCCAAACACCAAAACAUUUUGUAGUUGUCUCAUUUUCUCAAAACCCUAAAUCAACUAUAUCCUCGAUUGUCAGCCAAAAUCCUGUAUAUACUGCUCGAAAUAAUGCAUGCGAGCGAGACGUUCGGUCCUUUGCAGGUCGGAAGAAGAAGUCUGGUGGUUCCUCAACUGGGCGCACAGAGGGCAAGGCUGAUUUCCUCCGUCAGUUGAGGCGCAAGCCUAGGCAGAGAGCUAAGAAAUAUGCUGAGUCCUUUUUCUAUCGCUUGAGAAAUCCACAUGGGAACUAUCCUGAUAACUUCUCUGAGGAUGAGCUUCAACAAAUUGGUCUUGGGUAUGAUCGGUUUGUCAGAUUUAUGGAGAAGGAUGAUCCAAAUUUGCGUCACCCAAAUGAUUGGUAUAAAUAUGGCCAAUUUGGACCUUACUCAUGGCGAGGAAUUGUCCUAGGUGACCCAGUUCGUGGUAGAUUUACUGAUGAGCGUGUGACAAUAAUAAAUGAAGUUAAGGAUCAUGAGGAAUGGGAGAAAAUCGAGCAAUUUGAAAUGGCUUCUGAAUUUGGGAAAAGAGUGAAGCAGAUGGACAAAAGUAAAGGAUUGAGGUACUUUUGGGUAUUCGUGAGGCACCCAAAGUGGAGACUUUCUGAGUUACCCUGGCAGCAGUGGACGUUGGUUAGUGAAGUAGUCCUUGAAGCUGGUAAGCAGAGGUUGGAUAAGUGGAGUUUGAUGGGUAGACUUGGAAAUAAGGCAAGGUCUUUGAUAACACAGUGUGCAGCAUGGAUGAGACCUGAUAUAAUAUAUGUAAAGCGGCCAGUGUAUCAAUGUAGGUUUGAGCCACAGGAUAACUUUUUUAAUGCACUUAUUCCAUUUCUCGAUCCCAGUACAGAACGUGAUUAUCUUUUUGAGCUAGAAAAUGAUGAUGGGACUGUUGAAUUGUGUACUUAUUUUGGUGGGUUGUGUAAAAUUGUAAAGGUGAACCAAAAAGCAUUUGUUGAUGAUGUGGUCAAUGCGUAUCAGAAAUUGAAUGACGAGAAAAAGUCAAAAUGUCUAGAAUUUUUGUUGAAGAAUCAUCCAGUUCCGCUUUUACAUCCAUAUACAAAGGAGUGGAAAGCUAAGUUGGAAGAGAUGGAGCUGGGCUGCGAUGCUCCUGAUGAUGACAGUGAUGAUGCGAGUGUUGAUGAUUCUGGUGAAACUGAGAUCUUAGAUUGGAUUGAGGAUGAUGAAGGUGGCGUUGAUGGUGAAGGCAUUGCUGAGGAUGAUGAUGAGGAUGAUGAUGAUGAGGAGGAGGAUUAUGGUGAUGGUGGCGAUGAUGGCCAAGAUCUAGCUAUGGACAUGGAAGAUAUUGGAGACGGUGAGGAAGAUACAUCUACAGAAGAUGAUGGUGUGAGCUGGGAAGAGAAGCUUCGAAAAGCCCUUAGUAGUGGAGAGGCAAUGGAAAGGCUAGCAAAGGAGAGUGUAGAGUUCACCUCAAAGUUAUACAGUAAACACUCAAUGACAGUAGAGGGUCAGGGAGAAGAACAGAAGCAUUCAUUGGAUGGAGAUGAAACUGCCUUGAGAGGCAAGCGGGCGAAGGUUAGUCCAGAUGAGUGGAAAUAUGCUGGGAUUGGUCCAUGGAGGAAAAAGGUUAAGAAGAGCAAACUUCCUCCAGAGUUGUUUUUGCGAGCAGCUGUUAGACCAUUCACAUACAGAAAUCUGGUUAAAGAGAUUGUUUUAACUAGGCAUGCAAUUUUGGAUGGUGACAUAGGUAGGAAGGUUUAAGCUAGUUUCCUUGUAGAGAUGCUAUGUUUGUGUAGGAAUGAUGCGUACAAGUCUUCCUAUGGCUUGGAGAAUACUGAAAUUUUGUGAUGACUGCUGCGGACGGAUUUGUUUGAUAUGCACCUAGUUGCUGGGAGCAAUAUUAGUUGUUGUCUCCUACGUUUCAUCAAACAUAAAAGCUAGAGUUUAAAAUUUGUUCAAUCUAGUUCACUUUUGGCGCAUUUAGAUUCUAAAAAAUCAGCUUGCUUUUCAUUUCUUAGGUUUACUGGCAUUUUUUCAAAGAAAGAUUUUAUAACUUUUCUACAGGGCUUAGUGCCUCGUCUAUGAUUGUUUUUCUUUUGUGAAACAAGAUGCCUAGAGAGGCAGGGUACAAUCACUGGCUAUUCGACCAGAUGCACCUAGACGAUUUUUAUGGGGCAAAUGAAUGCAACCAACAGGUGGGGAAGAGGGGAAAAAAUAUGAACAUCACAAGGGAGAUCAUAAGAAUGAAGAUUUCCUUGUAAAUGGGCAGAAGAGACCCUUGGUAGUUUCCUCCAUAUGACCAUGUCACUUCAAUUAAUUUAAUCUUUGAUUAAUGUUUA